Messenger RNA from Sesamum indicum (sesame), 2464 nucleotides. RefSeq names its product zinc finger protein GAI-ASSOCIATED FACTOR 1. Gene Ontology annotation, cellular component: nucleus. The record is from RefSeq and is a predicted model, not a curated record. Gene Ontology annotation, molecular function: DNA-binding transcription factor activity. Lineage: Eukaryota; Viridiplantae; Streptophyta; Magnoliopsida; Lamiales; Pedaliaceae.
UAUACAUCUCUUUCUCUCACCAUUGUCACUAUAUUAAUCAUCAUCGUCGCAUUAAUAAUAAAUUCAAUCCGAAUCUCUCUUUUUGUCUCUCUCUCUCUCUCUCUCUCAAUACGAAGACAGUACAUAUAUAUUAAGUAGGAAUUAUUAUUAUAGAAUUUAUAUUGAAAGAGUUUGAAAGCGCCGUCGUGUAUGAACAUGGGGUGCUUCGUGGGGGGUGGCGGGCUGCUGGGUUGAACCGGCGCUCCCAUUCUUGUUUAGUUCGAGAUAGAGCUUUUUGCUUUGAGAUUUCGAGGGAUUUAAUGUUUGGGUGUUGAAUUUUGGACUGAAUCAUUUGUUAUUCUUGUUUUGAAAGAAAAACAGUUUCCAAGACCCGUAAAUUUCUGCUUUUUUUUUUUGGGCUGUAGCUUCUGGGUUGAUGCUUUUUUCCCUGUGGGUUGUUUGUUUGUGGAAGGAUUGCUAAAAGACGAGAGGUUGAGUUUUAACAGCCGUUGUUUUCUUUAGCUGAAUUGAAGUUACGUUAUAUGCUGAAAUUAUGUGAAAAGUUUCAGCUUUUCGGCUAUUACUGAUCUUUAGUUGAAAAGAAUAAAUUAAUCAGUUGAGUCUUGAGCAAGAAAUCAUGGAAAUGGAGAAUUCAUCACAAAUUCCAUUUCCAGCAGCUUCGGGAGAAUCCAAUAUCCCCACUGCUGGUAAUGAAACAAAAUCUGAUCAACUUGCUGAAACAGCUCAGCCCACCAAGAAAAAGCGGAGUCUUCCGGGAAUGCCUGAUCCAGAUGCAGAAGUGAUCGCCUUAUCGCCAAAGACAUUACUGGCUACAAACAGAUUUGUAUGCGAGAUCUGCAACAAAGGAUUCCAGCGAGACCAGAAUUUGCAACUCCACAGGCGGGGCCACAACUUGCCGUGGAAACUCCGGCAAAGAACCAGCAAAGAAGUGAGGAAGCGCGUUUAUGUGUGCCCGGAGCCCACUUGUAUUCACCAUGAUCCCUCUAGAGCUCUCGGCGAUCUCACCGGGAUCAAGAAGCAUUUCUGCCGGAAACAUGGCGAGAAGAAGUAUAAGUGCGAGCGGUGUUCCAAGAAAUACGCGGUUCAUUCUGAUUGGAAAGCCCACAUGAAAACUUGUGGGACUCGAGAGUAUCGUUGUGAUUGUGGCACUUUGUUUUCUAGGAGGGACAGUUUUAUCACGCAUAGGGCGUUCUGCGAUGCAUUGGCGCAGGAGGGCGCCCGGACUCAACCUCUGGCAGCCACGAGUUCAGGUGGAGAUUUAAAGGUUCAGGUUCUUGCGACGCCCCCUGCUGCUUCCAGUCCGCCGCCACCUCCGCUUACUCCGUCCACCGGCGUGUUGUCCCCGGUGCUGUCCAUACAAAGUUCAGCUGAAUUGGCUCCGGAGAAUCAGGCUGCUCAACUACAACCAUCACCUGGAACGGCAGCUUUAUCAUCUUCCACAGCCAUUAUCAACCCCACCAACCGGGCCACGUCUGCCAUGGCUCCGGGUAGCUCUUCCACCUCUAGUGGCCUUGUGUCCGGCCGCACUGGAAUUCUUUCCAGUAUAUUCAAUGCGUCAACCUCUGCUGAACUUCCUCAACCACCGACCCAGCCGGCAUCAUACCCUGGCUUGAUAUGCGCAAUGGCUGGACCUGAUCAUCAAGCCAUCGACCCAAUAUCACUCUCGCUGUCCUCAUCUUUGUAUGGAUCAUCAUCUUUAUUCUCAGCCGCGUCAGAAGUCAAUCCUCAACCGCAAUAUGGUUCAAGCCCACAACCGGCACUAUCUGCAACCGCAUUGCUCCAGAAAGCCGCCCAGAUUGGCGCAACAUCAUCUAGUUCUUCAUUCCUCCGUGGCCUAGGGUUGGCAAUGCCGUCUCCCUCCAAAGUUCAAGACAAUGCCUCAACUAUGGCGUCGGCAACAUCAUCUUCAAAUACUCCAUUGCAUUGGACCAGUGGUGUGAAGCUCGAAAUCAACUCACUAGCAUCCGGUCUCAGACUUGGGCUCUCCUCUAACGAAUCAUCGGUCUUUAAUGGAUCAAUGAUGAGCCGUUCGACAAGUCUGUAUGGCAAUAAGCCCCUGACUCUUGAUUUUCUCGGGCUUGGAGUGGGAGCCGGCGAAACUUCUUCCAGUGGGUUAUCGGCCUUCUUAAGCUCAAUCGGGGGUGGGCUCGACAUGGCAUCAGCUUCAUUAGCUGGGGUAAGAAGGGCCGAGGACACAUGGGACAAUCCAGCUGAUAGAAAACCUUCAGUGUAGUCCCUUUUGUUAGGGAAGUAAAGCUGUGUCCAUCUCUUGGUUUUUCAAGUUGGAGAGAAUGGUCUAAGAUGCAUGUAUACCAGCUCUCGACCGCUUUUGUACAUAACUAUGCUUCGUUUUAUCGGAAAAUUUUAUUAAAUUGGGUUUAGUUAGACUUGAAUUAAAUUAUGGCAAGUUCAAUCCACUUGUCGUGUAAUUUAUAUAAAUUUCAAAUAAAGUGACCAAUUAUAU